GGGCGAGGUGGAUCCGCCGGAGGGCGCCUGCAUCCUGCGAGUCAAGGUCGCUGGCUCGGAUGAGCUAAUGGUGAAGAUCACGGCACUCGUACGGCGGCUGGUGUGGCUGCGGGACGAGCGACCCGACGAGAAGAGCCUGGUGUUCAGCCAGUGGCCGGAGGCGCUGCAGAUCGUGGAGCGCGGGCUGCAGCUGAACGGCAUUCGCUGCGUGACCCUCGAGAGCGGGCGGCGGGGUCGCAGCGCCGUCAAGGCGUUCCUCAACGACGAUUCCUGCCGCGUCUUCCUGCUCAGCCUGAGACAGGGCGCCGCGGGC
Molecule: messenger RNA, 313 nt
Organism: Astrephomene gubernaculifera
Lineage: Eukaryota; Viridiplantae; Chlorophyta; Chlorophyceae; Chlamydomonadales; Astrephomenaceae
Source: the annotation of a GenBank genome assembly